AUGAAGGAAGACUCAACAGUUUCUCUGCUGAAGCUGCCAUUUCACACCACCACACCAAUCAGCGAUCCAGACGAAGGGAGGUGUGCUCGGGUUUGGAUCCCUGAUGCAGAAGAGGUGUGGAAGUCUGCUGAACUCACGAAGGACUACAAAAGUGGUGACACCUCUCUUCAGCUCACGCUAGAAGAUGGAACGAACAUCGAGCACAAGCUGGACCCCAAGACGAAGAAUCUGCCUUACCUGCGAAAUCCCGACAUCCUGGUGGGCGAGAAUGACCUCACUGCGCUCAGCUACCUCCACGAGCCAGCCGUGCUGCACAACCUCAAAGUCCGCUUCAUCGACUCAAAGCUUAUCUACACUUACUGCGGAAUUGUUCUUGUGGCGAUCAACCCGUAUGAGACGCUGCCCAUCUAUGGAACAGAUAUCAUUAAUGCCUACAGUGGUCAGAACAUGGGUGACAUGGACCCACAUAUCUUUGCUGUGGCAGAGGAGGCUUAUAAACAGAUGGCCAGGGAUGAGAGGAAUCAGUCGAUUAUUGUGAGCGGGGAGUCUGGUGCAGGAAAGACGGUGUCAGCCAAAUAUGCCAUGAGAUACUUCGCUACAGUCAGUGGCUCUGCCAGCGAGGCCAACGUAGAGGAGAAAGUCUUGGCUUCCAACCCCAUCAUGGAGGCCAUCGGAAAUGCAAAGACCACCAGAAAUGACAACAGCAGUCGCUUUGGGAAAUACAUCGAGAUCGGCUUUGACAGCCGUUACCGUAUCAUCGGUGCCAACAUGAGAACAUAUCUGCUGGAGAAAUCACGAGUGGUGUUUCAGGCGGAUGAGGAGAGGAAUUACCAUAUAUUCUAUCAGCUCUGUGCGUCAGCCCAUCUCCCUGAGUUCAAGGCUCUGAAGCUGAGCAGUGCAAAUGACUUCCUGUACACCAGGCAGGGCCGCAGCCCCGUUAUUGACGGAGUGGAUGACACAAAGGAGCUUUGCACCACACGCAAUGCGUUUUCCUUGCUGGGUAUUAAUGAGUCCUAUCAGAUGGGUUUGUUCCAGGUUUUGGCUGCUAUUCUUCAUCUGGGAAAUGUGGAGAUCAAGGACAGAGAUGCAGACAGCAGUGUGAUUCCUCCCAACAAUCGUCACCUGACAGCGUUCUGCGAGCUGGUGGGUGUGACCUACCAGGAUAUGUCCCAGUGGCUGUGCCACAGGAAGCUGAAGACAGCCACAGAGACGUAUAUCAAGCCCCUCCCUCGUCUACAGGCCACCAAUGCCCGUGAUGCCCUUUCCAAACAUAUCUACGCCAAGCUCUUCAACUGGAUUGUGGAGCACGUCAACAAGGCUCUGGUCACUAAUGUUAAACAGCACUCCUUUAUCGGAGUCCUCGACAUCUACGGGUUUGAGACAUUUGAAAUCAACAGCUUUGAGCAGUUCUGUAUCAACUACGCUAACGAGAAACUGCAGCAACAGUUCAACAUGCAUGUGUUCAAACUGGAGCAGGAGGAGUACAUGAAGGAGCAGAUCCCCUGGACUCUGAUUGACUUCUAUGACAAUCAGCCCUGCAUCAACCUCAUAGAAGCCAAGAUGGGCGUCCUGGACCUGCUGGAUGAGGAGUGCAGGAUGCCUAAAGGUUCAGAUGACUCAUGGGCUCAAAAACUGUACAACACCCACCUAAAGACAUGUUCCCUCUUCGAGAAGCCUCGCAUGUCCAACCGCGCCUUCAUCAUCCAGCAUUUUGCAGACAAGGUGGAGUACCAGUGUGAGGGUUUCCUGGAGAAGAACAAAGACACGGUGAAUGAAGAACAGAUCAAUGUGAUGAAGGCCAGCAAGAAGUUUGAGUUGCUGGUGGAGCUUUUCCAGGACGAGGAGAAAGCGACGAGUCCCACUGGUCACGUCCCCGGAACUGGAGGCCGCACCCGCCUCAGCAUCAAACCCGACAAGAGCCGAGACACAAGCAGCAAAGAGCACAAGAAGACUGUCGGCUGUCAGUUUCGUAACUCUCUACAAAUGCUGAUGGAGACUUUGAAUGCGACCACUCCUCACUACGUCCGCUGCAUCAAACCCAAUGACUUCAAGUUGGCCUUCUCGUUUGAUCCCAAACGUGCGGUGCAGCAGCUCAGAGCCUGCGGUGUCCUGGAAACCAUCCGCAUUUCUGCUGCAGGCUUCCCAUCGAGAUGGACGUACCAGGAGUUCUUCAGCCGUUAUCGAGUGCUGAUGAAGCAGAAGGAUGUCCUCCCUGACAAGAAACUGACCUGCAGGAAUGUUCUGGAGAAAUUAGUGCAGGACCAGGAUAAAUAUCAGUUUGGUAAGACUAAGAUUUUCUUUAGAGCUGGCCAGGUGGCUUACCUGGAGAAGCUGAGGGCAGACAAGCUGCGUGCUGCCUGUAUCCGCAUCCAGAAAACCAUCCGCUGCUGGUUGGCACGCAAGAAGUAUCUGCGCAAGCGCAGCGCCGCCAUCACCAUCCAAAGAUUUACCAGAGGAUACCAGGCCCGCUGCCUAGCCAAGUUCAUGCGUCGUACUCAGGCAGCGACCAUCAUCCAAAAGUACCAGAGGAUGUACGUGGAGCGGAAACGCUACAGGCAGAAGCAGGCAGCUGCGCUGGCCAUGCAAACCAUCCUCAGAGCUUACAUGGCCCGGCAGAAGUAUCAGGCGCUGCUGCGAGAGCAUAAGGCAGUGAUCAUUCAGAAGCACAUUCGUGGCUGGUUGGCUCGGUGCUGGUACAAGCGCUGCCUGAGUGCCAUCGUCUACCUGCAGUGCUGCAUCCGCAGGAUGAGGGCCAAGCGUGAGUUAAAGAAGCUGAAGAUUGAGGCUCGCUCAGUAGAACACUUUAAGAAGCUCAACAAAGGCAUGGAAAACAAGAUCAUGCAGUUGCAGAGGAAGAUCGAUGAGCAGAACAAGGACAACCGGGCAAUCAGCGAGAGGCUAGUCAGCCUGGAGAGUUCAUACACAGUGGAGAGCGAGCGAAUGCGUGGCGAGCUAAGCCGGCUGCGUGGGGUGGAGGAGGAUGCCAAGAACAAAGCCAACCAGGUGUCCUCUCUGCUGGAGGAGCUGGAGAGGCUGAAGAAGGAGCUGAGCGCCACACAGCAGGAGAAGAAGACCAUCGAGAACUGGGCGCAAAGCUACAGGGACGAAAUGGAAAAGAUGGUAGCAGAGCUGAAGGAUCAGAAUGGGCUGCUGAAGAAAGAGAAGGAAGACUUGAAUCGGCUGAUUCAGGAACAGAGUCAGCAGAUGACAGAGAAAAUGGCUCGUGCAAUAGCAGAGGAGACUCAGCAGCUGGAGACAGAUCUGAACGAGGAGCGUUCUCGCUACCAGAAUCUCCUGAGCGAACACCUUCGCCUCGAGGAGAAAUACGACGACCUCAAGGAGGAGAUGGCUCUUUCCUCGAACGUCUCCAAGCCUGGCCACAGGAGAACAGAUUCCACCCACAGCAGCAACGAGUCAGAGUACACAUACAACUCAGAGUACGCCGAGUUGGAAGACGGUUCCCGUGGCCGCGAAGAUGUGACACGAGGAAUCGACACCUCGCUAACUCUCAAGCUGCAGAAACGCGUUACAGAGCUAGAACAAGACAAGCAGCUGCUGCGCAACGAACUGGAAAACAGAGAGGAGCAGCUCCAGCGGGCUAGUGCCAUGGCUCGUGGGGCUGAGCUGGAGUACGAGUCCCUGAAGCGCCAGGAGCUGGAGUCAGAGAACAAGAAGUUGAAACAUAACCUGGAAGAGAUGAGGAGAAGUCUGCUUGGUAAUGCAGCUACAGGUGCCGGUGCCCCAGGCUCACCUGCUUACAAGGUGCUCCUGGAACAGCUCAAUUCCUCCUGUGAGGAGCUGGAGGUCCGCAAGGAGGAGGUGCUGAUCCUGCGCUCUCAGCUGGUCAGCCAGAAGGAGGCCAUGCACCACAAGGAUGAGAAGGAGACCAUGACGGAGCCUUCGGUGUAUAAAGAUGAUGUGUCCAAACUGAAGGACGAUGAAGUAAAGCAAGCAUACGUAGGCCUCAAAGACACCAACAGAUCUGCUGCUCCAGACUUCCAUAAGCUGAAUGAGGACGGAGAGCUGUGGCUGGUUAAUCAGGGCUUGAAGGAGACCAUCAGAUUACUGGAGCACCAGCUGCAGACUCAGCGAAGGACUUAUGAUAAUGAGGUGGAGGCGUUGCGCAGCGAGCUGCAGAAUGUAAAAGAGGAGAACAACCGUCAGCAGCAGCUCUUGGCCCAGAAUCUGCAGCUGCCUCCAGAGGCCAGAAUCGAAGCCAGUCUGCAGCACGAGAUCACCCGACUCACCAACGAGAACCUGGAACUCAUGGCAGAUGACCCCACAGCAUCCCGAGAGGCUCGAGUCAUCAUUUUACGACGGAUGGUUGAUCUAAUGGAACAGUUGGAGAAGCAGGACAGAACCAUCCGCAAACUCAAGAAGCAGCUGAAGGUUUACUCCAAGAGGAUUGGGGAGAUGGGAGCGGGUCAAACCGAGGGCCAGACAUCUCCAGGACAGAUGGUGGAGGAGCCGAUCCACCCUGUCAACAUUCCCCGCAGGGAAAAAGACUUCCAGGGAAUGCUAGAGUACAAGAAAGAGGAUGAAAUGAAACUGGUUAAGAACCUAAUCCUGGAGCUAAAGCCUCGUGGUGUAGCAGUGAAUCUGAUCCCAGGUCUGCCAGCCUACAUCAUGUUCAUGUGUCUGAGACACGCAGACUACAUCAACGAUGACCAGAAGGUCCGCACUCUGCUCACUUCAACCAUCAACAGCAUUAAAAAGAUCUUAAAGAAACGAGGAGAUGAUUUUGAGACUGUCUCUUUCUGGCUGGCCAACACCUGCCGCUUCUUACACUGCCUGAAACAGUACAGUGGAGACGAGCAAUUCAUGAAGCACAACACGGCAAGGCAGAACGAGCACUGUCUGUCCAACUUCGACCUCGCAGAGUACAGACAAGUGAUCAGUGACCUGGCCAUCCAGAUCUACCAACAGCUGAUCAAAUGCAUGGAGAACAUCCUGCAGCCCAUGAUCGUCUCUGGCAUGUUGGAGCACGAGACCAUCCAGGGCGUGUCUGGGGUGAAGCCCACGGGUCUCCGUAAGCGGACAUCCAGCAUCGCUGAUGAGGGUACCUACACCCUGGACUCCAUCCUCCGGCAGCUCAGCGCCUUCCACUCCACCAUGUGCCAGCACGGCACUGACCCUGAGCUCAUCAAGCAGGUGGUGAAGCAGCAGUUUUACAUAAUCGGCGCUGUCACACUCAACAACCUGCUGCUACGUAAGGACAUGUGCUCCUGGAGCAAAGGCAUGCAGAUCAGGUACAAUGUGAGUCAACUGGAAGAGUGGCUCAGAGACAAGGGUCUGAUGACCUGCGGAGCCAAAGAGACAUUGGAGCCUCUGAUCCAGGCCGCUCAGCUGCUGCAGGUGAAGAAAAAGACUGACGAGGAUGCAGAGGCCAUCUGCUCCAUGUGUCACGCUCUCACCACUGCUCAGAUUGUGAAGGUCCUGAACCUCUACACCCCCGUCAACGAGUUUGAGGAAAGAGUGUCAGUUGCAUUCAUACGAACCAUACAGACUCGCUUGCGGGACCGUUGUGAGAGUCCCCAGCUGUUGAUGGACACGAAGAUGAUAUAUCCCGUCACCUUCCCGUUUAACCCUUCUUCCCUCGCGCUGGAAACCAUCCAGAUCCCCAGCUCGCUCAACUUGGGGUUCCUCACCCGUGUCUAAUCUGAGCCCAUGAGAGCGCUCUCAGCCCUGCAGUGAAUUUGUUUUAGUGGCCACAGUUGGAAUUGCAAGUCACACCGGCCCCAAAAAGAAUAAAAAAUAUCACAAACACUCAUAAAUGUUAACACGAUUUGAACAGUUAUGUUGAAAUAAACAGUUGAAAAGGUUCAGCAGUUUCUCUAGUCUGAACUUGGACGUGCACGCACAUACAUGCAAAAUGCAGACACUUCACACCUGUAAACUUUCAUCCUCUGAACGUAUACACACACAAACACACUCUUCUCUCUUUCAGAAACGCACAAAUACGCGCACACAGUCAUUUCCGCUUGUUUAAAUCUGGCCGUAAAUCGCCAGCAUCAUCAGCUGCUUGUACAAAUGCCUGCCUCUUAGAGAAGCCACAGGACCAGAUCAAUGCCUCCAGUACUCUCCAUCGAUCCUUCCUCUGUGUUUCCAGUAAUCAUUAAGAUAGUUGUUGUUGUUGUUGUUGUUGUCCCGAUACAUGAGAGCAGGCCCACCAGGCGGUGCUGAAGCCUCAAAACAAGUUAUAAUUUGUCAGGCUGCAGUCGGCCGUGAUGUUAGGUGAAUUCUGAGUUUUUGUCUGAGGACAGUCAAGUGAUGAUGUGCAAAAGUUAGCGCUCUCUCUCCACCCCAUGUUGAGGUCACCACCGGGCAGGUUUCACUUUGUAUGUUUUAUUCUCUGAACACAUCAAGCCAAGACAAAAUUCAUCUGUACUAUAUUAUUUAUACAUAAAUAAAUAUAUAUAUAAAUAUGAAUAAUAUAUAUCCUGUAUUUUAUUUAUUGCACUUAUAGCUACAUCCCUUUUUAAGAUGAGAAGCUUUCUCCUUGCAGCGAAUGUGUCCGAAGUGAAGGAUGGGACCACUCUUUCCCACAGCAAACAGCUUCGUAGUGAUAAUUUAAGUUUUAGUUGCUUUCUUGGCAAUUAUGUCAAUAUCAGGUAAAUAUGUAGUAUCUUAAAUGAGUGCCGGCACAGAUAAUUAUUUGUUAUGUUGCAUCUGUUGCUUCUUUGUUGUGUUUAGCCUGCAUUUCUGGCAGAUGAAGUGUAGCACAGGUUUUAUAAGCGAGGACAGAUUUAGAAGGUAUGAGGUUCAAACUCUGUAAAGGGUUUAACCUGCUACAGUCUGCGCCGUUUACAGCUGUGACCAAAGCCGAGCGUCACAGGAAACACUGACAUGAACACAUACUGUACGAGUACACAACCUUACACUCUGCUUACUGUUUUUUUUUUCCUUGUCUUCUGGCUUUGUCAGAGCCAUGAAAAUGUUUUACUGUUAUUGUUGUGCGAAUAUUUAUUUUUUCAGUAUUGCCAUUGUCGUAAAGCCAUGUAUUACUGAACAGAAUAGAUGGGAAAGGCUCUGAAGUUGGUCCUCUGCUGUAUCCUCUCACUAACACAACUCUGUGGGUCGAUGACUCUUACAUCUCUUACGCCCUGUACCUUCACUCAACGUGGGCUUUUAUUACCAGAAAAACAGAAUGUAUUCUCACUUAUCCCUCGUCUCAGCUGCACGGUUGGGUUAAGGGUUACAAAUGAGGAUAUUUUGUUUGUAUUUCUGUGUUUGCUGCACAUGUUAUUUUGGUUCAGAUUAUUUACUGGCAUGCACUGCCUCUGCUGCUGCCCUCAUUUGGCUUUACCAGCAUUAGGGUUCAUAAAAAUUCAAGUGCACGUUUUUGCUUAUAAUGAAGAGAAACCCCAGCAUAGCUGAAGUGUUGGAUGAGUGUCUGGUAAUCUGCCCAUGUUGUGAUUGAAGUAGUUUGCACACGUCGGAUUUGGACAUGAGAAUGCAAACAUCUGGUUCAGUCGGAUCAGAUAUUAAAUGUCUUUAACCUUCCAGCUCGUGUAAGAAAAGUCCAGCUAAGUGUCCCAAAAAUUAACAGCAAACAAGUGGGUGUUAUGGGAAGCACCUCUGGUACCAGUGUUGGUGUGGAACCAGUUCAGAGAACGAGCUCACAUUUCUGCAGGUUUGAGAACCAGUAAUUUUGCAGUGUUAUUGGCACAGUUUGGAUCAUUUCUGUGGCAAGAAAUCAUGUAAGAUAAAAGCUGUGGGCUCAGUCUGUCAGUCACUGGUAAAUUUCUUGUGCUAGCCCCUCCCACAUCCAUUAACAUCAGCAGUUGGGAUUAGGGUGCCAACUGUUUGGCAGCGACAACAGUCUGUUUUCGAAGAAAGAGGAAAUGCAUAAAAUCAGUUCUAGACAGGUCACAGUGGAAAAUAAAUAAAAGGAUGUCCUGACAUGAUUCUUCUGCCAUUAUCUGGAAUCUGUGUGAAAAUGGCUUUUCUUUUGUUUGCAUUACCGUUGCACCUGCUGCCUCUUUUUUUCAGUAUUAAGUUGCUUCUUGCCCUCACCUUAUUUUGCCCGGUGACCUUAUCCUUAUGAAAACAUAUUUCACUUUGACGCUAUAUUUUCUCCUUAUGCGUGUGAGCAGGAUUCUGCAGCUCUGAUUUUCAUUUUUGUUUUUUUGAAACUUUCAUGCAGAGAAAAAGAAACACUUCAUCAAAUUGAAGUAUGUCAUAAAAUGCCAAACUCGACUAAUUUUAAGUGGAGUAAUUAUGUAAAGCUGUUUUGUGUUGUACUUUCCUGGGACCAGGUUUUAUCAGUCAACAUUUUAGCAUUGGUUGGACUUGUAGCUGGUUUACUGUAUGUCGUGUGUAAAGCGAGCAUAUCUUGUAGUUGUAAGAAAGGCGGUUACUGAAGGAAUUAAACAACUAUAUGAAUGUUUAAAAAAGUGUAUCAUGAUUUUUAGCUGCACAUUGUGGACAAAGCCUUAUCUGAAUCACUUGCUAUCUGAAUGACUUAUACACAUGAUCAGUGAACAUUGUGGCAUUGUUUCGUUCUUUCAGUGCAGUAUUUUUUUUUUCUUUUCCCACUGUAAAAUGAAUAGAAGAUGUUUUAUUUUAUGUGUCACUCUGUCCUCCAGUUUGUGUCACUGAUGCUCUGUUUAUUCGUCAGCAUCAAAAUGAAGUUUUUUCAACAUUGCAGAGGGAAUCUGAAACUAUAGAUGGGUAUGAACUGCAAAAAGAAAUCCAUCAAAUGUAUUUCCCUUAGAUUUCCCUGACCUUUGCACACAAGUGUGGCCUGUUAAGCUUCCUCUAGCUAAUCUCCUGACCGACUGGACACCUCUUUGUAAAUGCUGUAAGUUAAUGUAUGCCACAGGUUUCAAAGAUGCAGCUCAGACAGAGUGGACAGUACAAAGGCUGACCUAAUUUCAGAGAAAUAAAAAAGCAUAUUCAUUCAUUCAGUGGUUUUUGUUUUGCUUUUUAAGUUGAGCAGAGCUGCUGCAGCAUCUUGUUCCCCUGGGCUUCUCUUGGGCUCUCAAACCAGAGAAUUAUGUCAUUUGUUCACUCUGCAUUUUCAUAUUAAAGAGAGAAUUGGCUGUAUGAUAUGACUCAGACAUUAUAAAUUACCAUUAUUCUUAUCAGCACUAGCAUAAAUUGUGCCGUUUUAAAGAAAUAUUAAAAACUAACUUAAAAAGAGAUAUGUCAUGUCCCCAGCUCUUGUGGUACUGGUUUGAACAUGCUGAAGCCAGUACCAAAUGCCUCCUCUCUGAACCCACGUGUACAUUUGAAAAACUGGACUGUUUGUAGUUUCUGGUAGCUGUGCUUAGUGAAUGUGUUCACCAUAAAGAAACUUGUAAUAAAUUGUCAAAUCUGUAAAAGUAAAAUAAAAGAAUUCAGCACUGUCA
Molecule: messenger RNA, 9353 nt
Organism: Archocentrus centrarchus (flier cichlid)
Lineage: Eukaryota; Metazoa; Chordata; Actinopteri; Cichliformes; Cichlidae
Gene: myo5aa
Product: myosin VAa
Exons: 43
Coding region: 1-5658 (1885 amino acids)
Biological process (GO): actin filament organization
Cellular component (GO): cytoplasm; actin cytoskeleton; membrane
Molecular function (GO): microfilament motor activity; ATP binding; actin filament binding
Source: RefSeq, a predicted model, not a curated record